CCUCGCUGCAAGAGCCAUGCCGUACCUCGACGUGCCCAACAUCAACCUGCGCACCUACUACACGAUCAACCCGCGCUACGAGGACCUCGGCAUGAGCAUCAAAUCGCCUGCGCCCGAGAGCGACGACGCCAUUGAUCCGGCCAAACCCACCCUCGUCUUCAACCACGCCGGCACGUCCUCGUCCAACUCGUUCAUGCAUCAAUUCCGGGAUCCUCGACUGCGCGAGGCUUUGAACCUCGUCUCGUUCGACUCGCGCUACUACGGGCGCACUGGAGGCGACCCACUCGAUCACUUCCAGACCCUCGAGGAGCGAGCAGACGAGUUCAUCGCCAUGGUGGACGCCCUGCUCGGUGAUCGACCAUUCUCCUACUUCGGCGAGUCGUUCGUCGGGUCGCACGUCGGCGCCUACCUCGCUGCCAAGCGACCACAGCAGGUCAAGGCCAUGGUCCUCGUCUCGCCGUCUUUUGUCACCGACCCGCCUCUCGUUUACGAGACGCUCAACGCCGAGUGGCGACCAGCGUGCAUGGCUAACAAGGACGGCAACGGUGAUCGGAGCGGGAGGAUCCCCGACGAGGCGAUGGCGGUCGUCGGCGACUACUUCUUCAGCGGCGCGACGCACAUGAAGGAGCGACAAGACGCCUUCCUCGAGCAGUACCAGGAAAUCAACGGCGACGGGCAGGACAUGUUCCGCGUCGACCAGCUCCUCUUUUGGUUCCGGCGCGAGGCACCAUCACCCGACGUGUUCGCGGCGGUGCGGUGCCCGGUCCUGCUCCUCGGCGGCUCGCUCGACCGGACGGUGAGCUCUGAAGGGUCGCUCGAGGAUUGGCGAGACCGGUUCGUCAGCGUGCCUGACGAGGACAAGGUGCUGAAGACGAUCGAGGGCGGCGCACAUCUGCUCGCGACGACCGACUCAAGCCUCGUUAGCCGGUUCGCGCUCACCUUCCUCCAGCGUUACAAGCUCGCCUGAGCGCUCGCCCUUUCCCCUCUUUCUCGACCUCCCUUCACACGUCGCCUCGUCGCCCUCAUAGCAUGUCCGCAUCUUCACGACCUGUAUCGUCAUCAACACAUCCCUCGCCGCGCGCCCGCCAAGGCGCUUCGCCACGUGCUGCUCGAGCCCUGCCAAUGCAACCCUUCCUCGACGG
Messenger RNA from Rhodotorula graminis WP1, 1142 nucleotides. RefSeq lists its product as uncharacterized. The coding region runs from base 17 to 967 and encodes 316 amino acids. The transcript has 10 exons. Lineage: Eukaryota; Fungi; Basidiomycota; Microbotryomycetes; Sporidiobolales; Sporidiobolaceae. The record is from RefSeq and is a predicted model, not a curated record.